GUGUGCCUGCUGUUAUCAGUAUUAUUAUUUGUUCACUCAUCUUGCGACAGCAAAACAGCACAACUGAAGUAAUACGUUAAAGUAUAACAAAUUUUUUGAUUUAAAAUGGCUAAAGCUGGUAAUCCAUUUAAUAUUCUGCGUAGCAUCUACAACAAUGAGUUCCAGUGGAUGUUGGUAAAAAGUUUUGGUAUGUUCUUUCUGGGCGUCCGCAUUGCCAAGGAAUUUGUGGGCGUUGAAUUGAUGCCCACUGUGUUGCCGGCUUAGUGUUUUUAAAAAUGACGAGAAAAAACCAAAUUCACUAUGUACAAAUAACAAGAUAGGGGGCAGUUAACUAAUUAUAAUAAAAAACAGAGAAAACAG
This is a messenger RNA of Drosophila arizonae, 360 nucleotides long. RefSeq lists its product as uncharacterized. Lineage: Eukaryota; Metazoa; Arthropoda; Insecta; Diptera; Drosophilidae. The record is from RefSeq and is a predicted model, not a curated record.